Messenger RNA from Zophobas morio, 486 nucleotides. RefSeq lists its product as uncharacterized. NCBI's taxonomy places the organism in Eukaryota, Metazoa, Arthropoda, Insecta, Coleoptera, Tenebrionidae. The record is from RefSeq and is a predicted model, not a curated record. The coding region runs from base 67 to 447 and encodes 126 amino acids. The transcript has 3 exons.
AAAACAAUUUAUUUUAACUUCAUAAAAAGUCCGAAAUCUUUUAAACUUUUGGCUCUUAUCUUAACAAUGUCAGUAUCAACAGGUAGCAUUCCUGCUUCACAAAUACAACCUCCUCAAAACCAUCGACAUCUAUGGAAGGAACUAAUAACGGAAAGUGAAAAUAAAAGAAAUGCAGCUGAAGAGUACAGACGCACUCAGAUGCCAAUUCUAGAACCUCCACCUCAUCCUGCCAUUGAUUAUUUAAAUGACACACUUUUCCCUGUUCUCAAUGCAGGUUUAAUAAAGAUGCUUCAUAAAAUAAAAGAACAGGAAAACCAGAUUUUUACGGAGGGAGAUACGUAUUUAAACACUGUGAACUUCAUAGCCGAAUAUCUUUGGAACAUGAACCCAAAUCACCCAGAAAGAAAAGAAAAUUGGAGUGAUAUUUCUAGUAUUAUUUGGAAUUAAAAUAUAAGCUUUUUAAAUAAUAAAUACAUAGCAGAUUUA